Sarcophilus harrisii (Tasmanian devil) is the source of this 777-nucleotide messenger RNA. It is a transcript of the gene SF3B5, whose product is annotated as splicing factor 3b subunit 5. The record is from RefSeq and is a predicted model, not a curated record. Gene Ontology annotation, cellular component: precatalytic spliceosome; U2 snRNP. Bases 75 to 335 code for a protein of 86 amino acids. Gene Ontology annotation, biological process: mRNA splicing, via spliceosome. Lineage: Eukaryota; Metazoa; Chordata; Mammalia; Dasyuromorphia; Dasyuridae. The transcript is spliced from 2 exons.
CCGAAGUCCCAUCGUGCGUCUCGGUACGCUCUCUGCGGUGUUUAGGGACUGAGUUCUGCCCGGGAGACGCCGCCAUGACGGACCGGUACACCAUCCACAGCCAGCUGGAGCACCUGCAGUCCAAGUACAUCGGCACGGGCCACGCCGACACCACCAAGUGGGAAUGGCUGGUGAACCAGCACCGCGACUCGUACUGCUCCUACAUGGGCCACUUCGACCUCCUCAACUACUUCGCCAUCGCCGAGAACGAGAGCAAAGCGCGCGUGCGCUUCAACCUGAUGGAGAAGAUGCUGCAGCCGUGCGGGCCGCCGGCGGACAAGCCCGAGGAGAACUAGCCCCCGCGCAUCCCCGUCUCCUCCCCUCCCCCCCUCCCCCGCCUGACGAUGGGCGGCUCUCUGAUAACGGGGCGCGCGGUGAGAAUUGGGCCCCGUUGGACUGGGACCCGCCGUGGCCCCGCACCCGCAGCCGCGUACUCUGUGCCGGGGUCUGGGACUGUGGGUCAUUGACUUAGCCGUGCCUACGAACCGGCCCGAAGAGGGGAGGAGGAACGCGGGACUCGUGUCACCCCCCCCACUCCCCCUUGUGCGUUGUCUCGGCAGAACGGCUCUGACGGGUAAAGGAGGGGAGGAGACCUCUGCAGACCAAAAGCCCCCUAGAAACUGCCGAUUUCGCACUUGGAGAGACUUUAGAUCUUUUAUAAUAUGGGACGUUAGUUCAUGAACCUGUGUUUAAAGUACCUUUGAUAUCGUAUUUCAAUAUAAUUGGUUUUCUUCUGUA